Messenger RNA from Medicago truncatula (barrel medic), 1720 nucleotides. Its product is annotated as probable membrane-associated kinase regulator 2. The record is from RefSeq and is a predicted model, not a curated record. The coding region runs from base 254 to 1357 and encodes 367 amino acids. The transcript has 2 exons. Lineage: Eukaryota; Viridiplantae; Streptophyta; Magnoliopsida; Fabales; Fabaceae. Gene Ontology annotation, cellular component: plasma membrane.
GGUCUCUUUUGUUUUAUUUUAUUAUAAACACAUAGGACCAACCCCGCAAGAAAGGAAACAGACAAAAUAAAGGCACAACAAAACAAAAGUACCUUCUCCUCCUCUCCUCACUCACUCACCUACCUACCUUUUCUGAUACUCACGGUUACUCAAACCCUGCAAUCUGCAUUCAUUCACCUUACAUACAAAUCCCUUCCUUCGUCUUUUUCUUUAUUUCUCUAAACAAACAGCCAUUUCAUUUCCUCUUCCAACCAUGGAAGCUUUUACCUUGCUCAAAUCCUGGAAACCAACUGCAGGUGAAACACCUCAACUUCCACUUCCCUCACCUCCUCCUCCUCUUCCUGCUACGGAGGAAGAAGACACUCAUGACAUCGAAACCACUGACGAAGAAGAUGAAGGCGAACCUUUCUUUGACAUAGAGCUUACUGUACCCGAAGAAGAUGAAGAAGAAAAGGCAAACGAGUCUGAUAUUAAUGAAUUCAGGUUUACGCUUUCUCCUUCCACCAAUGACCCUAACCUCGUGCAAUUGGAGCUUGAUUCCUCUGAACCUAACUCCAAACCUCAGCUCACAGCCUCUUUGUUGAAAUCUGCCACCAAGUUCCGUGUUUUCAUAUCAGGUCUCAACAAAUCAAACAAAUCCUCUAAUUCCUCAUCUCAAAAUCCCAAUCAACAACCAAAGUCAGAGUCACAGAAAAAGAAGCUCUUCACUGUGAAAUUCAAGGUAGAUGAAGUUCCAUUUGUAUCAUACUUCACUAGAGACAACAGCUCCAAAGGGAAAGGAAAAACUGGUAAUAAUAAAGCCUCUCAAAAGCAGAAGAAGCAACGCAACACCGAUGAAUCAAAGUUACAUUCACCUUCUUCUGAUGAGAAACAACGUUUCUCAAAGGAAGCAAUUGAAAAGUAUUUGAAAAAGGUUAAGCCUCUGUACGUAAAAGUUUCUCGAAAGUAUGCAGAGAAGCUCAAGUUUUCUGGACAUCUAAACACAUCGUCGGUGAAGACUGACGCGGCGGAGAAGGUUGAGGUGCGAGCGGAUCCUACUGAAAAUGAAAAUGAGGUAAAGAAUGUAAAAAGUCAGAAACAGGGGACUCUGCCUCUGCCUCUACCUGCAGGGUUGCGAGUUGUGUGCAAACGUUUGGGAAAGAGCCGUUCAGCGUCAUCUUCAACACCAUCGCCGGAGGCAGGGACGGUGUCUUCACGGCGGAGAGAUGAUUCAAUGACGCAGCAACAGGAUGGGAUUCAGAGUGCCAUUUUGCAUUGCAAGAGCUCUUUCAAUUCUUCCAAAGAAGAGUCUUCUCAACAUGAAUCAUCAAGAAAACUUGCGAAGGACUUUGAUGAUGAAGGAGGGUCCUUGAAAUAGUUGAGUAUCGUACUUUGUUGUUUAAGACACGGCGAAUGCGUUGCGUUUUGUUUUGUUUUUGAAACGUGUUAGUUUUGUACAAAGGAAAAAAAAAAAAUGAAAUGUUAAUAGUACUAGCUAGCUAGCUAGGUGGCUACUUUUAGUUAGACAUGGUAUGAGGAUGAAUUUAUUGUAGCAGAUAAGAAGUCGUAAAAUGUUUGGUUGUGGGGGUGGCUAUUGCAGGUGACAAUAACUGUUUUCCGCUGAAUCAGCCUAUUGUGCCUGUUGAAGGCGACAGUGAUCAACAACAUCUGUAAUUUUACAACUUAUGUAAAAUCACGAUCAUAGUUCAUUUCAUUACUUAUAUGUUAGCCUCUGUUUAUA